AACCUGAAUGAUUCUUGGUGCAUAAUGUAGUAAUCAAUAAUUAAUCGCUUUCAAGUUGUGGGAAAUUGUAGGAUUUUCACACGCAUGCAAGAAAAUGGAAAAUUGAAUGUUUCGCCUUCCACUACUACUACAAGUUUUAAGUGACGAUAUACAAAAUAUCCAAUAGUAUCAAAAUGAAGCUGACAGCUUCACAGAGAAAAAAACUAGCCGUUUUCAUACUCGUUCUUUCCAAUGCCUUAUAUUUGUACAUUGGAGGAUUAAUCUUCAGCGAGGUCGAAAAGAAGCAAGGAUCAAAACCAGAUACCAAAAGCGAGAUGGUGGAAAUUCUUGAUGCUUUGAAGACAAGCUCUUAUGGUAAACGAGUUCUUGGUAAAGACUUUGAUAGCAAGGAUAUCGUUGAACGCCUUGAAGAAAAAGAUUUAGAAAAGUUGAAGGUACAACUUAAUGCAAUCAACGRUGAGAGGAAUGCUGCAGCUAAACCCUUUUGGAGCUUUUCCAACUCGCUUUUUUUUGCAACUACGAUUGUAACGACCAUUGGUUAUGGCAAUCUUGCCCCAGCAACACUUGGUGGCCGUAUGUUUUGCAUCAUCUACGCCUUAAUAGGAAUACCGCUGACCUUGAUGUUGCUGGCUGUAGUGGGUAACGUUAUAGUUCACAAAUUAAACGAUGCCUGUGGAUGGGUGGCUACCCGGAUAAGAUCAAGAUAUCUCAAGGACUAUGAAUUUGAAGCAGCGAGUGCCGAGAUUAGCGCACCAGUGUGGCUUGCACUACCAAUAAUCUUUAUAUUUUUAGCCAUAAUGUCGACCAUGUAUUGUGCUUUGGAAGGCUGGGACUUUGGUACUUCUUUAUAUUUCAUAUUUAUAACUUUCACGACAAUUGGUUUUGGUGACAUUGUCCCGUCAAGUCAAGCGAUGACCUUAAUAUUUCAGGGUAUCUGGAUCAAUACCACCCUUCUGUAUGUUGGUUUGUCGAUUGUAUCUAUUACAAUCAACCUGUGUGCUACUGGRAUAGCAAAACAGAUGCAGAAAACUGGAAAGUACAUCAAAAUCUUGGCAUAUUUUCAAGACCAGGAUAGUCAAACGGCUAAAACUACUCAGCAAUCUGAYCAGACAACGAGACGUCGUCAAGACCCCGAACACUUUGAAAUGGAAAAAAUGGAAGAUCAACCGGAAAAUGAACAGUCUGGUGCGUCAGUCGACUCGAAAUUAAACGCAGUGGACGCMAACAAGCGAUAUGGAACUGUUGAAGACUGAACAUGAUAAAAUAUUCUAUAUGGAUGUAUAUUCUACUGAACACUGCCUGAGCAUCAUGGAUUUAUUGAUGUUAUUUAUGCAUGAAACAGAUGAAAGACAAGAAAGAAGAAAAUAUAGUUCACGAAUCAAAUUUAUUAUCGUUUUACAACUUGGUAGUGGUAUAUUUGAUGUUUAGGUUAACUGCAGCUUCGUUCAAACUAGUUUUCGUAGCCAUGCAUUGGUUUUCCUUUCUCAGAAGUAUUCAAAACAAUACAAAACUAAURGAACGAAAACGCAUUAGUUUGAAUAAAGCUCAAAUUAGUUUUUGCAAAUAAAUAAUUAAAGUAAAGGGCGUUUUGGUUAGAGUGAUUCUGCGAAAAGAAUGCGUACUUUAACAAACGUGAAAGACAAUAAAGCAGAAGGAUAAUUACUCUAAUAUAGACCGUUCUAGCCUAGUAAAUUCGUUCUGUAAUGAUUGUAUAGACAUUGCAACAUUUAACCCGAACAACAAAAUCUAACAAACACACCACAGCCAAGGUAAAGUGCWUCCUGGUUAAAUUAUUAAUACACCUAAUUGAAAAAACGUUGUCGGGUUUCUAACUGUGAAAGGAAUUACAGCGUGUCUAUGCCAAACGAUUGUCUGUUUUGAAUGAGAUCUUUUUGUUCACACAACGCAUUUUUUUUCAAUUAGGUGUGUUUUACAUUAUGUUCUAAUUCACUUGUUGGUUUAUCGUAUCAAUAAAAUAAAAACUGUAUAUACGC
This is a messenger RNA of Exaiptasia diaphana, 1994 nucleotides long. Its product is annotated as TWiK family of potassium channels protein 7. Bases 174 to 1253 code for a protein of 359 amino acids. Lineage: Eukaryota; Metazoa; Cnidaria; Anthozoa; Actiniaria; Aiptasiidae. Gene Ontology annotation, biological process: stabilization of membrane potential; potassium ion transmembrane transport. Gene Ontology annotation, cellular component: membrane. Gene Ontology annotation, molecular function: potassium ion leak channel activity. The record is from RefSeq and is a predicted model, not a curated record. The transcript is spliced from 3 exons.